AGCUCAGAUAUUAUAAAAAAAUAUAUAUAAAAAAUCUAAAAAUGGAAGACCACAUGCCCAAAAUGAACAUGUUUUCUUCUGACGCCUCUGAUGACUUCACAGAUGGACCUCAAGCAGAAAUGAGGUCAGCCCCAGGUAAAGUAAUUGACCAAGGCCUGCUUUGUAAAGUGUGUUCUGAUUCAAGCAGCGGUAAACAUUAUGGUAUCUACGCCUGUAAUGGCUGCAGUGGCUUCUUCAAGCGCAGUGUGAGACGAAGACUCAUCUACAGGUGUCAGGCUGGAACUGGCAGAUGCCCUGUUGACAAGGCUCAUCGGAACCAAUGCCAGGCUUGCAGACUAAAGAAGUGUCUGCAAGCUGGCAUGAACAAAGAUGCUGUGCAGAAUGAGCGACAGCCACGAAGCACAGCACACGUCAGUUUGGACUCCAUAAGUGUGGAAACUAAAAAGGAGCACCUGGCCACCACACGGGAGCUCACUUCGUCUGCCACCUACUCAUCAGUCAUCUGCAGACCUUUGGUCACUUCCUCCGUCAACACCUCUGCUGCUUUACAGCCCUGCAGCAGCCCCAAUAACUACCACCGCUUCAUGGUCAGCCUGCUGACUGCAGAGACUUGUGCAAAACUGGAACCUGAGGAUGUGGAGGAAAAUAUUGAUGUGACAACCAAUGAUUCAGAGAGAGAUGAGACUCCUUCUGACUGCCGUGUGUCCCCGUACACCUUCAGCUGUUCAGAGAGUAUUUAUGAGACAUCGGCACGACUCCUCUUCAUGUCUGUCAAGUGGGCAAAAAAUUUGCCAGUUUUUGCUCAUUUGCCAUUUCGAGACCAGGUGAUUCUCCUUGAGGAAGCUUGGAGCGAGAUGUUCCUCUUGUGUGCCAUCCAGUGGUCCCUGCCAAUGGACAGCUGUCCUCUUCUGUCUCUGCCAGACAUGUCUCCAUCCCAGCAGUCCAAGAUCAGCCUCUCCACAACAGACCUACGCAUCCUGGAGGAGGUCUUUAAUCGUUUUAAGGCCUUGGCUGUUGACCCUACUGAGUUUGCUUGCCUGAAAGCGAUAGUCCUGUUCAAACCAGAGACACGCAGCCUCAAAGACCCAGAGCAGGUGGAGAAUCUGCAGGACCAGUCACAGGUGUUGCUUGGUCAGCACAUUCAUUCAGUAUACCCCAGCCAAAGUGCCAGAUUUGGGAGACUGUUACUUCUGCUGCCAUCCCUCCACUUUGUGAGCUCAGAGAAAAUAGAGCAGCUGUUCUUUCACAGGACCAUUGGCAGCACACCCAUGGAGAAGCUGCUUUGUGACAUGUUCAAAAACUAAGACUAAAACCAGCACACAGGGAAACUUAAUUUGCCAGGAGGAAAACACCAUAAACCAACCCACAGUAUUAAACAGAAUAGCCCUU
Messenger RNA from Centropristis striata (black sea bass), 1389 nucleotides. RefSeq names its product nuclear receptor subfamily 2, group E, member 3 (gene nr2e3). The transcript is spliced from 8 exons. Gene Ontology annotation, molecular function: zinc ion binding; RNA polymerase II cis-regulatory region sequence-specific DNA binding; nuclear receptor activity. Lineage: Eukaryota; Metazoa; Chordata; Actinopteri; Perciformes; Serranidae. Bases 42 to 1304 code for a protein of 420 amino acids. The record is from RefSeq and is a predicted model, not a curated record. Gene Ontology annotation, biological process: cell differentiation; anatomical structure development; negative regulation of transcription by RNA polymerase II.